CUCAUUUUUUAAAAUGUUGUUUUUUUGCGUAGCAUCCCACGAUAUAUAAACAAAUCGAACAAACCGAUCAACGGGGCGGUAUGCCUUACACGAAAUUUCUGUGCAAAACUCCUCCGGGCGAAAUCAAUCCGCUCGCGGAAAAUGAGGAGUUGAAGACUGCGCGCCUGCAAGCGGCCCGAGCGCGCCUGAACGAGUACUCAACGCCAGCCAGUCCCAGUCCGCCUAGGGACGUUUCGAUUAUCACGCCCCCCGUUGUUAUACCAACCGAAAAGGUUCCACGAAAGCCGAACCCGGACGAUUUCAUGAUCAAAUCAUGGGACCACACCUUCGAGAAGCGUUCCUCCCAUUCCAACUCUGAGCAUUACAAAACCGAUAAGCCCGACAUAUACAGGAGGGCCGCGGAGAGUCUGACGGCCAAUCUAAACAAAAAACCCGUCUUUGAAAGGCUCGGCACUCGCGUUGAUAUGAGCGUACCGCCUCUGUCGGCCGAGGACCUAAUGCAACUCACCGAAUCCGACAGCGUGACUGUGACCGAUUUGGAGCACGUCCGUGACGACCUGAAGAAGAAGCUUAGCCAGGAGGAAGGCAAAUGUCAUAUACCAGAUUUGCGAAUGAAAUUGACGAGGGAUCGCCAAAAGGAGCACAACAAAAGUCAGAGCUCGUCAAAACCGCGGACCGAGAAGGUCUUCAAGGAUCCCGACAGUAAAUUUGGCAGUCUCCUCUCCAGCAUUGACGACCAGAUUUUGGAAAAGAAAGACACUAGCAAAAAGGACGAGAAGCGGUCGCGAAGUGAUAAAGACAGAGAACGGGAUAAACACAAGCACAAAAGCAAAAAGCGGGAUCGGUCCAAGGAGCGACGUCGGUCGAAGGAUCGGAAGCAUCACGACAAGGAUAGAGAUAAGGACAAAGACAAGCCGAAGGACAAGAAGGAAGAGAGCAGUAAAAAGGAGACUGUUAAGAAGGAGAGCGAAAAGAAAGACACGGUGAAAGAGAAAAUCGUCGAAAAGGUGAAGGUGGAGGUACCCGAGAAGCCGGUGUUCAAACGCUUAGCCGACAAGUACAAUCCGCGCCCCAGGAAGAAUAGCAUCGAGGUGGUGGAGCGGCCUCCCGAAAUCCCGAUCAAGGAAGCCGUGCCCAGUGUUAACAAAGAUGCGAUACUGUCAACGGUGAAAAGUAACCUGUUGCGUAGUAUCGACGAAACUCUACUGUGCAACGUUAAAGAGGUACUGCUCUCGAACAAGGAUACGCUAACGAGAAACCCAAUCGCGAGUCCGGUCGACAAGUUAACCGCCACCAUGAAGGAAAUCAAGUCGGAUAAUGAUCAGUACUUGACCAGCAUUAGAGAUACAUAUUGUCCCCCGAAACCGAUUAAAGAUAUUGUUGGGUCGACCAAUCAGAUUGAGAAAUUUGCCGGUACUGUUGCUAAAGAAGCCAAAAAAGACAACGAGCAAUAUUUAACCACCAUUAAGGAUACAUAUUAUCCUCCUAAACCGGUUAACGAAAUGUGGAGCCCUUCCUAUGGAAUGAUGCCACAAACCACCAUGGAAUUCAUACCUCCGGUUACCACAAAACGAGCGGGUAACACUUACCUGAACACCUUUAUAGUUCACAAUAACGUAAGCUCUCACGGCCAGUACACUCAACCGAGCAGCUCAUUUCCUCCUAAACCGUUUCAUCCGUACGAUCCGCUUCCGAGUCCAAAUCACUACGAGUCGAAUCAACAGCAAUUAGACUACUACUCUCAUAACCAACGGCCAAACUACCAAAACCGCCCUUAUCAACAGCAGUACUCGCGCGAUCGCCAACUCACCGACGUGUGGAGCAGCGAUCGGCAGCAACCCGACAAUUGGAACAACUCGGAUAACACGUGGAACCAACAGUCCGACGCAACUUGGACCCAAGAUCGGCAACCUUCGGAAAACGCGUGGAGCCAAGAGCCGCGCCAACAUUCGGAUAACUGGAACCUGGAUCCGAGGACCGCCGCUCGUCCCUCGACGUUUAAUAGAGAUCCCCGCAUACGACAGCGAGAGGAAAAGGAGUCGACGCAGAAGAUGGUGUUCGUGCCGCCGCCGUCGCAAACGAAGCGGCGCUCCGUCGACGAUUACCCCACGUACGGUCAAUCGAGGUACGACAUGAUGUACAACCAAGACCGGAUCAAGAACGAGGAAACCUUCACCUCUCCGCUGAACAGCCUGUAUACCACCGGCAAUGACAGUCAACGCACAGGCAAAGGGUACGGGGUACAGAAGUUCCGCAUACCGAAAAAGAAAAUGGAAACCGAGGAGCCGAAGACCGAGGAGUGUCCGAAACCCGCCGACGAAGAUAACGUCGACGAGUGCGUGCCCAACGACCGAGACAUCGACGAGCCCACCGACGUGACACAAGAGGAACAAAGUGAGGCGAUACCGGAAACCGUCGCUCCAAAGGAACCGGUCGAAGAAAAGGAACCGGAACCCGCAAAGGCCUCGGUUGCUGAACAGGCGAUGUUAACGAACUUUUUUUCCGACUUUGUAAAAAAUCCCAAUAGCAAGACCAUUCUAAACGCCAUCCUAUGCUCAAUGGCGGACAACACGGGCGACAAGAGCAAGUACAAGCAGAUCCUGGCGAUCAUGAACUCCGAUGGGAACGAAGAGGAGGAGAAAUCGCAGGCGGAAACUGACGACAAAGAUAAACUGUCGGAGAUUACCGAGCCGGUGACCGAGCAGGCGGAGGUGGUGCCGAAGCAAACGGGAAAGAAGACGGGCUAUCGCAAUAGAAGAAAAAAGCAAAUCGCCAAAAAGGUGAGGCUGAGGAAAUCUCGCCGCAACAAGCUAAAGGCGGCGAAAAAAGCGGCGCUCGCCAAAGCCGCCAUUACUAAGCAAUCGGACACCGUUAUCGAGACCGUCGGCGAACGCAUUAAGAACCGGAAGCGCAACAUACCCGCGCCCGAUCCACCCAAAGUCCGCUGUACCGAGCUGGAUCGCCUACACAACGACAUUAAAGAAAUGUUCAUAUGCGAUGGCGUAUUGACGGCGACCGGUAAGCGAAUGUGCCGCAUUUUAAAAUCCGACUCGUCGAGCGACAAGGAAUCGCCCGACCUGUCCAAGUCGAAAGAAGACGACGCCACGGUCUUAGACUCCCCGAAACGCAGAGCUCGCGCCUCCAAUCCCAAGGUGCUAAUCGAGAAGACCGACCUCUCUAAGCUAGUCUCGACGAAGGCGAGCUCCGAUUCCGACUCGGAACCCGAGUCGCCGGUCACGAGACGAGCCUCCAGACGUCGCCUCCUCGACCUGGACAGCACACCGGAACCGGUCCCUCCCAAACCGGUCUCGGCGCGCGCACUGCUCAAGCGCACAUCUAAAAUAAAGCCAAACUACACCGAGCCAUCCGAGGACGACAUCCAGCUGCCGAAAUCGCCAAAGCCAGUCGAGAAAAAAGAGGUCGUCGAAGAGAAGGAACCGGCUCCGGAAAAAUCGGUCGAGAAAAAGGGCAUCAAGAAGAAGAGGCGAGGCCACAACUGGGCGGUCGGCGUGAUCAACAAAAGGAUCGUGAAGAAAAAGGCGUCGGUCGAGGAACCGGAGACGGUGGCGGCGGAGGUACCGGAACCGCCGGCCAAGGAGGAGAAACCCAAGACCAACGAGCACGACACCAGUUAUUACGUCGACUCAGCGGAGAAGAGCGACUGUCGAUUGUGCCCGUUCAAGGGCAAGUUCAUCGUUCACCACUACCGAACCGUUCAUCCUCAGCACGAGGUUUUGAUCUCGAGAGUGUCGCCCGAGAACGGGCAGAAAGCGAUCGAAGAGUCGACCGAGAACAAUUACGAGGAAGUCGAGCCGGUGCAUAUUUUCGAGGCGAAAAAUCGCAAGAAGAGGUUCACGUACCAAUGCAGGUUAGUGGAUCACUUUGAUUUAAUCUAA
Photinus pyralis (common eastern firefly) is the source of this 3896-nucleotide messenger RNA. RefSeq lists its product as uncharacterized. The record is from RefSeq and is a predicted model, not a curated record. NCBI's taxonomy places the organism in Eukaryota, Metazoa, Arthropoda, Insecta, Coleoptera, Lampyridae. The coding region runs from base 81 to 3896 and encodes 1271 amino acids. The transcript has 2 exons.